GGCCGAUCGUAAUUCGCGCUUCAAGUCGCAUGGGCGAGAUUGGGGGCGUAAAAACCAACCCCCUACUAGGACAAUGCUGUUGCCUACCUAGUAGUAGUAUUAGUUGACGCCCGGGAGGUGUUGCCUACCUAGGUACCCACACAAGGAGGUAUAUAAGCACCCGCGGCCGUCUCGAAAACCUCAUCUGCAAUCACAUCGAGAAAGCAGCCUCAACUUGUCACAAGACAUCUCGGAAAGAAAAAGCCCAACCGUCCAUACCAUAUCCCUAUAUUCGAUCUACGAGAUAAAUACCAGAACAGGACAAAAUCAUGGCCGCCGUCGACCUCCAGUAUAUCGACCGCAGCACCGAAACCCUGUUUGAUAUCGCCACGGACGUGAUCUCCCUGCUGAGAUCGGCUAACGAGACCGUCGGCGUGGCCGAGUCGCUGACGGGAGGCGGCGUCAUGGAGACGCUGACGUCCGUCCCGGGCGCCAGCGCCGCCUUCCGCGGCGGCGUCGUCUCCUACGCGACCCCUCUCAAGCAGCUGCUGCUCAACGUCAGCGCGGAGCUCAUCGCCCGGGAGGGCGUCAUCCACGCCGACGUUGCGGCGCAGAUGGCAGAAGGCGCGAGGAACGCGACCGCGUUCGACGGCAGCCCGGCUACGUGGGGCAUCGGAACCACGGGCGUGGCGGGCCCGGACUCCCAGGAUGGGAAGCCCGUCGGGACCGUGUUCAUCGGCAUCGCGUCGCCUGAGGGGAGUCGCGCGUGGGGUCCGUUUCGGUUCCCCGGGCCCAGAGAACGGGUGCGGGAAGCGACUAUCAUCGAGGCGCUGUCUAAGCUGAGGGACGCUCUGACAGCGAGGAGCGGCGGGGAUCAAACAACGGCGUAAAGGCUGGUUGAUGAAGGUGUCAGCUCUGGCCAUUGCCAUCUAGGUAGGGCCAUUGGGUCUAUUGGUUGACAGGAGAGGGAGAGAUAUGCGAUAGGGGAUAGACCUCUUUGUUCUCGCCUCCUGUAUAUACCCGGAGAUAGGUAGCUGUUAGGUUGAUAGCUCUUCGCGCAACAACUUUAUUGUUUCCUCAU
Durotheca rogersii is the source of this 1060-nucleotide messenger RNA. Its product is annotated as putative competence/damage-inducible protein CinA. The transcript has a single exon. The record is from RefSeq and is a predicted model, not a curated record. Lineage: Eukaryota; Fungi; Ascomycota; Sordariomycetes; Xylariales; Xylariaceae. Bases 309 to 869 code for a protein of 186 amino acids.